Plutella xylostella (diamondback moth) is the source of this 2174-nucleotide messenger RNA. RefSeq names its product Armadillo repeat-containing protein gudu (gene gudu). NCBI's taxonomy places the organism in Eukaryota, Metazoa, Arthropoda, Insecta, Lepidoptera, Plutellidae. Gene Ontology annotation, molecular function: protein binding. The record is from RefSeq and is a predicted model, not a curated record.
CAUCACUGCCUACUCAAAACACUUGUUAUUUCCCGUAAUCGUAUAUUCUCUAUUAGGUAUAAUAAUUAAUGAAGUGAACACUAAAACACAACCAUGACAGAGGCCGGAGACAACAUAUCUACGUUCAGCGCGGAUGGUGGCCAGGACACCGUGGGGCUGCCCCGGAUCGUCAUGGUCACUGAGGGCUCCGAUACCUCCGUGUCCUCAGCCUCAUCCUCCUCUUCCUCAGAGGACUGCAACUGGGCCAACCUCAUCAAGUCCACCGAAAUACCCCCCGAGUACUGGCACAUUCAGAAACUAGUGAAGUACAUGAAAGCUGGCAACCAAACAGCUACUAUGGUCGCGUUGUCGUGUCUGAAAGACCACGAUCUCACUGUUGAAGUUAACCAGCGAGCGAUUCAAGAAAUCGGAGGUUUAGAGCUUCUCGUAAACUUGUUGGAGACGAGGGACCUCUGCUGUAUUCUGGGAGGGUUGGCCGUCCUCAAAGAUAUCACGCCGAAUAUAGAAAUUCGGAAGAAGGUGACGGAUUUGGGCGCCAUCCCGCUGCUAGUGGGCCUGCUGUCGGACCCAGCGCGGGACGUGCAGAUCCUCGCAGCGGAAACGAUUGCCAAUUUGGGACGAAUUCGCAAAAGCAGGAAGUUCUGUCGUAAGUUUGGCGGUAUACCGAAGCUGAUUGAUCUGCUGGACAUAAAGGAAAAAUACUUGAUAACACCGAGGUCUGAAUUGAACAAAGACGAGCUAGAGUUCUUGGACAUCGCUCGUGCUGGAGCCAAGGCCCUGUGGUCCAUGUCGGCGUCUCAGAGGAACCGUGAAGCCAUGCGGAAGUAUGGCAUGAUUCCACUCAUAGCCCGGGUCCUCAAGACCAUUCACCUGGACGUGGCUACUCCAGCUGUUGGCUUAUUGCAGAUGUGCGCUAGUGAAACGUCGUUCCAACUGGCCAUACAAACUGAAAAGAUGGUUCAAGAUUUGAUUACACAUUUGGGUAAUGAAGACAAAGAUCUCAAGACAUAUUGCAGCCUGGCUAUUUAUAAGUGUGCCAGUGACCCUGUCACUAGGGACAUGAUACGUGACAACGGCGGGUUGGAGCUGCUGGUUGAGGCGGCACAGGACCCUACCAACCGUCAGAACAAGCCGUUGAUGGCUUCUGUCACUGGCGCCCUGUGGAAGUCCGCUAGCAGUGAGGUCAGCGUGAAGAAACUCGACUCUCUGAAUACCGUAGCGACGCUGGUGAAGCUCCUGGAUGAUGAGAAUGAUGGAGUGCUCACCAACGUGGCUGGUGCUCUGGCUGAGUGCGCAAAACAUCCCCCUAACAGGGAGAAGAUUAGAGCUGCAGGAGGGAUUUCGCAAUUAAUCUACCACCUGAGCAACACUCACAAGCCUCUGCUGGAGAACGUGCCGCUGGUACUGAUGGAGUGCGCGAAGGACCCCCAGUGCAUGGCGCAGAUCGACGAGCUGGAUGGAGUGCGACUCAUCUGGUCCUUGCUCAAGAACGACUCUAAGAAAGUCCAGACAAACGCCGCCUUAGCUCUGAGCCCUUGCGUGCAAAACGCACAUGAUUCGGGCGAAAUGGUGAGGUCGUUUGUCGGCGCUCUAGACUUGACGGUGGAUCUUUUGGACUCGGAUGAUCAUAACGUGCUGUCGGCGGUAUGCGCCGCUAUAGCAACCAUAGCCAAAGAUCAAGAGAACUUGGCUGUAAUUUCCGACCAUGGUGUAGUGGCUAAAUUGUCCAAGCUGGUGAGCACCACGGACGACCACCUCCGCGCCAACCUGGGCAUCGCCAUCGCCUACUGCUGCGACUGGGCCCAGAACCGGCAGGAGUUCGGCAAGCGCGGCGCCGUCACGCCCCUGGUCAACUACAUGACGUCACGAGACCCCGACGUGCACCGAGCCACCGCGCUGGCGCUCUACCACCUGUCCUUCUACUCCAUCAACUGCGUCACCAUGCAUGCCGCGGGUGUGGUUCAAUUUCUCCUGGAGACGGUCGGCUCCAAGGAUCCCGUACUGCAAGAAGCAUCAGCUGGCUGUCUUUGUAACAUUCGAAAACUGGCGCUAGCGACAGAAAAGAUCAAACUGAAGAUAUAGAUUACUUGUGUGAAUAAGUACUUAUUAUAAUUAUAAUCAAUGUUUUAUGGUGCAACGUAAUGGAAAAGCAUGUUUCAAAAUUUGUGUUUCAC